Ostertagia ostertagi is the source of this 540-nucleotide messenger RNA. The record is from the annotation of a GenBank genome assembly. NCBI's taxonomy places the organism in Eukaryota, Metazoa, Nematoda, Chromadorea, Rhabditida, Trichostrongylidae.
AUGACCGAAGUCUCGUCAAUAUUCGCCGCUAAUCGACAAAUUCCUUGGCUGAUCGAUGUGGAAGAGUACAUGGCUCAACUGCCGAAUCACAUCGUGCCGCGAGUGAACUCGAGUGGUGAAAAAUAUCGUGAAAAACAAUUGCUCACACAACUGCCACGACAGGAUCUGUCCGUCGCCUACUGUAGGCAUUUAGGCAGUAAUGCCGAACGAAAGGUUUACGAAGAAUUUAUCAAUGCUCGGAAUGAGAUCGCCCUCGACAUCGGCUAUGUGGCGGCAAAUAUUCCCAAGAGUAUGGAGUGUCAUAAGUGCUCUGGCGUGCUCGAACGCAAUGAAAUGGCUGUGAUAGCGCCGAAGUUGGGCGACUCGACCGGCUGGCAUCCCGCCUGCUUCACCUGCGCCGCCUGUGAGCAGAAGGCGAAGGGCGUCUGGCAAUUGCGCGGUCGUCGGGCUAUUGUCUCGGCCUUCCCAGCGCUCAGCCAAUUCGCGACAUUCGGAAGCCUGGUUGUGGAUGUUGUUCAUAUGGCUGUCAUUAUUCAUUGA